Triplophysa dalaica is the source of this 1261-nucleotide messenger RNA. It is a transcript of the gene lysmd2, whose product is annotated as LysM, putative peptidoglycan-binding, domain containing 2. The record is from RefSeq and is a predicted model, not a curated record. Lineage: Eukaryota; Metazoa; Chordata; Actinopteri; Cypriniformes; Nemacheilidae. The transcript has 3 exons. Bases 232 to 861 code for a protein of 209 amino acids.
CGCACUGGGCGUCAUUCGUCAUUCACGCGUGUAGAUCAGAUUUCAACGGACUGUCAGCGUCUCGCGAGCAGGCCCGCGGUAACUACAAUGGCACCCGGAAAAACACUCAUCUCUCCCGUUUGUCCUAAAUAUCCCAGCUAAAAACAUGCGCGUUUUUAUCGCUUGAGUUACGUUAGUGAUUCAGCUGGUCAAGCGCGCGCAGGUCGCUGCUUUAAUAAUUACGGUUUGAAGAUGGCGGAGUAUUCUCCUGUGAUGCGGGAUGACGGAGGAUGCGCGCGGUACGGACAGCCGCUUUUCCCCAGAUCCCGGUCCGGUUCCGAGUCGGACAGCGAAUUAUCUCAGAGUUUGGCCCGCACGAAGACGCGUUCCUACGGGAGCACCGCGAGCGUCACGGCGCCGCUGGGAGAAACGUACAUAGAGCAUCGGGUCUCGGACGGAGACACGCUGCAGGGAAUUGCGCUCAAAUACGGCGUUACGAUGGAACAAAUCAAGCGUGUGAAUAAACUCUUCAGCAAUGACUGCAUAUUCCUGAGGAACACUCUCAAUAUUCCUGUGAAACGUGAGAAGCGUUCCCUGUUUAACGGACUGUCUUUGGAGUCACCCGACAGUGAGGGAAACACGCCGCAGGAGUUGCCGUGUGUCAGUCGGGACGUGGACACCCCGUCCCCUCCGCCGGAAGAGUCGGUCCCAGAGCCCGACACCCGACCAGUGCAGACCGAGGAGCUCUCUGCUAAAGACUUCUUACAUCGGCUGGACUUACAGAUCAAACAGUCCAAACAAGCCGCACGCAAACUUAAAGAGGACUGCGGGAGGGAGGAAGAUGACCCAACACUCUUGGCAUCAUCAUAUCAGGAAAUCUGAUGUCGUGGUCUUCAGGAGUUUUCAGAUACCUCUUUAUCCUGCUCCUUGUUUUUUUGUUUUGUUUUGCAGCACGCAUUCUGUUGUGCUAAGGGUCCGUCAUUGCCUUCUCCAGCAGUAUUCCAGUGAUUUUAAUCCAGAUUUUAAGCAUUAUUGUUCCUCACAUGUGGAUACAGCAGCAGGGUUUGUCUUCUUCUGAGAAAUGUUUUUACACUGUCUCUGCUUACGAAAUAUUCUCUAACAUACUGUCCCAAAGGUAAAUCAAGCCCGUCUGCUGGUUUUUAAUCACUUCUUACUUUUUCAUUGGCCUAUUAAAAGUUUUACGUGUGGCUUUGAGAGGGAUGUGUCAUGACUGUUGUGUUUCUGUGUGGAUUGUACAGAAUAAAAGCUUCUGUAAACUGAU